Molecule: messenger RNA, 252 nt
Organism: Didymodactylos carnosus
Lineage: Eukaryota; Metazoa; Rotifera; Eurotatoria; Philodinida; Philodinidae
Source: the annotation of a GenBank genome assembly
AUGGACAAUGAGUGUGAGUUUCGUAAAAUUCUUCUCGACACAAAAUUUAAAUUGUCAGACGAUGAUAAACAAAAUCUAAUGUUUAUCAUUGGAUCGGAUGUUGCAAAAAAUUUAGAAAAUAGUGAAUUAACUAAAGUAUUUGAAGCAUUAAUCCAACGAAACAAACUUUCAUCAAACGAUUUGAAUUAUUUAAUUGUUCGAUUAGAAACAAUAAAACGACAUGACUUAGCAGAAAAUUUAAAACGUAAUUAG